GACCAUGGCACCUCCACCAGAGCCGUUCCGUCCGGCGCUUCUCAUCGUGGACGUUCAAGAAGACUUUUGCCCACCGGAUGGCGCGCUCGCCGUACCUGGCGGCCGGGAAAUCCUCCCAAUAAUCAACGAGCUCCUCGAGCUCCCCUUCGUCCUCAAGAUCGCGACGAAGGACCACCACCCGCCCGACCACGUCUCCUUCGCCUCAAACCACUUCAACGCGCAGCCCUUCCUCUCCACCACCACCAUCACCAACCCCGCCAACCCCGCAGAGACGUACGAGACGCGCCUCUGGCCCGUCCACUGCGUCACGGGCACCCCAGGCAACGCGCUCGUCCCCGCGCUCACCCUCACGCGCCUCGACGCCGUCGUCGAGAAGGGCACCGACCCGCGCGUGGAGAUGUACUCCGCGUUCCGUGCCCCGCUGCGCUCCCCGCCGCUCGCGGCCGCGACGAGCGACCUCGAAGCCCGCCUCCGCGCGGCGCGCGUCUCGCACGUGUUCGUGGUGGGACUCGCGGGCGACUACUGCGUGAAGGCGUCGGCGCGGGACAGUGCGGAGCUGGGGUGGCGCACGUAUGUGGUGGAGGAGGCUGUGCGCAGCGUCGGAGGCGCCGCGGCGUGGGCGGAAACUGUGGCUGAGCUGGAGGGUGUCGGCGUGACCGUGGUGCACGCUGAUGGCGAGGAAGUGGGGUGGGUGAGAGCGUCGGGUGGUCAGGUGUAAUGUAUAUCCAGCCCUCGGGAGCGGAGAGGAUCAAUGCAUAAUAUGGGGUACUUCGAGGGAGUCGGGGAUAACUUCGCAAUUUAGCAGGUGGAGCGUGCU
Messenger RNA from Trametes versicolor FP-101664 SS1, 817 nucleotides. RefSeq names its product Isochorismatase hydrolase. The transcript is spliced from 2 exons. Bases 5 to 718 code for a protein of 237 amino acids. The record is from RefSeq and is a predicted model, not a curated record. Lineage: Eukaryota; Fungi; Basidiomycota; Agaricomycetes; Polyporales; Polyporaceae.